Messenger RNA from Staurois parvus, 468 nucleotides. The record is from the annotation of a GenBank genome assembly. Lineage: Eukaryota; Metazoa; Chordata; Amphibia; Anura; Ranidae.
GUUAAAGACACAAUUAUGGUUGUAUUUAAAAAUAUGGCUAGUCAGCCUCACAAUAUAUAUCCACAUGGAGUGUCAUUACAGAGGUUCUUUAAGGGAUAUGUACCUGAUCUAAAAGGUGAGGAGAUGCUGAAUAAUACAGUCAUGCCUGGUGAAACAGUCACCUACUUCUGGACAGUUCUGGAUAAUGAUGAGCCCACAAAAAAUGAUCCGCAAUGUUUGACGAGAAUAUAUCACAGUACUGUUAACAUAUUGAAGGAUAUGGCAUCUGGGCUGCUUGGAACACUUCUAAUUUGCAAGUCAAUGUCACUAAAUACCAGAGGAUUACAGGAAAAAGCAGACGAAGAGCAGGUUGCAAUGUUUGCAGUGUUUGAUGAGAAUAAAAGCUGGUACUAUGAAGUCAAUAAGCUAAAAGCCUGUAGCUGGAUGCUAACCAAAGACCCCAAAAGUCUCUACAGUUCCUAUGUUAUC